AAAUACUGCCACUUGAGACGCAUUUCUACCAUGACUAGCCCUGUAACGUAUACGAACCCCGAACUCGUCCAGGAUACACGCCUUGGAUGCACUGUCCAACUCCCACUUGGCUUUGGGCCCGUUCCUCCAUCCCGCAAAAAGAUAUUCUACUUCGAUAUCGAUAACUGUCUCUAUCAAAGAUCCACCAAAAUCCACGAUUUGAUGCAAUUGAAGAUCCACGACUACUUCAAAACCCACUUGGAACUUGACGACAAAGACGCCCAUGCUCUUCACAUGAACUACUACCAGACAUACGGGUUGGCAUUGGAAGGGUUGGUGAGAAAUCACAAGGUCGAUGCGUUGAAGUACAACGAGCAGGUGGAUGACUCAUUAGACUUGAAAUCGGUGUUGAGCUACAACCAGGAGUUGAGAAACAUGUUGAUUCGUAUCAAGAAAACCCACCAGUUUGACUGUUUCUGGCUCCUCACAAAUGCCUAUAAGAACCAUGCCUUACGGGUGGUUUCGUUCUUGGGAAUUGGUGAUUUGUUUGACGGCUUGACGUACUGUGACUACUCGGAGUCGCCCAUUGUUUGCAAGCCCAUGAAGUUGUACUUCGAUAAGUGUUUGAGCAUCACCGGUGUUGACAAUAAUGACUUGGACUUGGUAUACUUUGUGGAUGACAGUGAGAUCAAUGUCAAGGCCGCGUUGAAGUUGGGCUGGGGCCGGGUGUUCCACUUCAUUGAAAUAGAUGCUGAUUAUGAGCGAAUCUUGCAGCUGGACGACUUUGGUGAGUACUAUAGCCAGGAUAAUAGUGACGGCCGCAAAAUCACCAUUCUUAGGAAUAUCUUGGAGUUGGAACUGGCAUUGUGAAGGCUUAGAAUUAUAGACCCAGAAACUAGGGCCAGAAACCACAAGACUUGAACUAAUGGCCCAGAAACUAAGGCGAGAAACUACAAUACGUGCACUAAUUGCACCCACAGUUCCAGUGUGCAUCCAUAGAUUAGCUGGAAACCCAAUCGACUCUCCUGCUGGCAUAUUUGUAGACUGAAUAAUAUACUAGAAAUACCCCUGGUUUCACCU
Molecule: messenger RNA, 1059 nt
Organism: Yamadazyma tenuis ATCC 10573
Lineage: Eukaryota; Fungi; Ascomycota; Pichiomycetes; Serinales; Debaryomycetaceae
Gene: SDT1
Product: nucleotidase
Biological process (GO): pyrimidine nucleobase metabolic process; nucleotide catabolic process
Molecular function (GO): nucleotidase activity
Source: RefSeq, a predicted model, not a curated record